GAAUCAAUCAACCUUUUCUAAAUCCAAAAUCAAAAAGUCCUUUACCAUUUAGAAUUCCAAAAGCAAAGAAAUAUGCCUCGUGGAACGCUUGAAGUUGUUUUGAUCAGUGCCAAAGGCCUUGAUGACAAUGAUUUUCUCACUAGCGUAGAUCCUUACGUGAUCCUUACUUACAGAGCACAGGAGCACAAGAGUAAUGUGCAAGAAGGUGCUGGAUCCAACCCUCAAUGGAAUGAAACCUUUCUUUUCACUGUUUCUGAUGCUGCUUCUGAGCUCAAUCUAAAGAUAAUGGAAAAGGACAACUAUAGUGAUGAUAAUAUUGGAGAAGCAAAAAUUUCUUUGGAUGCGGUGCUUGAAGAGGGUAGUGUUCCAGAGAGUGUUUACAAACUUGUAAAGGAAGAUGAAUAUUGUGGUGAGAUUAAGGUGGCUCUCACUUUUAAACCCGAGAGAAAUGAAGAACAGGGUUACAACAAGGAAGAGGAGAGUGGUGGAUGGAAAGAAUCAUCAAGAGAUUUUUGAAGUGAAUCAAGAAUUUAAUCAUUGUGUUUUCUGGUGUGAUGAUCUGAUUGAUAGUGUUCUGCUUUGAUUUUCUUUUCUUUUUUAUGUAAACUAUAUUAUGCUGAAUAAAUGAUGGCAUGUAAGCCAUGGAUAUAGAAUAAGUUAUGUGUAAACAGAAUAUUAAUAACAACAAACAACAACUAAUGCAUGAUUAAUUAGUCGCUAUGUGUUUUACUUCUUAGAG
Messenger RNA from Vicia villosa (hairy vetch), 739 nucleotides. Its product is annotated as 16 kDa phloem protein 2-like. NCBI's taxonomy places the organism in Eukaryota, Viridiplantae, Streptophyta, Magnoliopsida, Fabales, Fabaceae. The record is from RefSeq and is a predicted model, not a curated record. Bases 73 to 516 code for a protein of 147 amino acids. The transcript is spliced from 5 exons.